Trachemys scripta elegans is the source of this 1638-nucleotide messenger RNA. It is a transcript of the gene FRG1, whose product is annotated as FSHD region gene 1. Lineage: Eukaryota; Metazoa; Chordata; Testudines; Emydidae. The transcript has 9 exons. The coding region runs from base 97 to 867 and encodes 256 amino acids. The record is from RefSeq and is a predicted model, not a curated record. Gene Ontology annotation, molecular function: actin filament binding. Gene Ontology annotation, cellular component: striated muscle dense body; nucleolus; catalytic step 2 spliceosome.
CUUUUCUUAUUUGUCCCUCUGCGGCCCCCGUCGGAGUUGCAGGAAGGGGUGGAUUGUGUGUAUGUACCACCGCGCGGCGGCCUCUGUAGUUCAGAGAUGGCGGAAUAUACCUGCGUGAAAUCCACCAAGCUAGUUCUCAAGGGGGCGAAGGAGAAAAGUAAGAAAAAACACAGAGAUAAGAAAAGAAAAAGAGAAGAAAAUGCAGAAGAUCAGCUUGAUAUUGUUGGAAGCUGGUGGGCAGUAAAAAAUUUUGGUGAAAUCACAGGAACUGUGGCAAUAGAACUGGACAAGGGAGCUUAUAUCCACGCUCUUGACAAUGGCCUUUUUACCCUUGGAGCACCACAUAAAGAGGACGAUGGCCCUAGUCCUCCUGAACAGUUUACAGCAGUAAAGUUGUCUGAUACCAGAAUUGCACUGAAGUCUGGCUAUGGCAAAUACCUUGGCAUAAAUUCAGAUGGUCUUGUUAUUGGACGAUCAGAUGCAAUAGGAUCAAGAGAGCAAUGGGAACCUGUCUUCCAAGAUGGGAAAAUGGCUUUAUUAGCAGCAAAUAGCUGCUUUAUCACCUGUAAUGAAGAGGGAGAUAUAGAAGCCAAAAGUAAAACUGCAGGGGAAGAAGAAAUGAUAAAGAUCCGUACUUGUGCUGAAAGAGAAGCUAAGCAGAAAGAUGACAUUCCAGAAGAAGACAAAGGAAAUGUUAAACAAUGUGAAAUCAAUUAUGUAAAGAAGUUCCAAAGUUUCCAAGAUCGUAAACUCAAAAUAAGCCAAGAAGACAGUAAAGCUCUCAAAAAAGCUAGAAAAGAAGGCACUUUCCAUGAGACGCUGCUGGACAGGCGAGCAAAAUUGAAAGCCGAUAGAUACUGCAAGUGACAAAAACAAUUGGCUUGUUUGCUUGCUUUUAUAUCCUUUGGUUGUCCACCUGAACAUACUAUCUGAAUAAGACAUUUUGCAAAAGUGACUUUAUUUAUGGAAAGACUUUUUUGUUCCUACUUCUCAUUAGAAUUACUUUACAUGGUAUUGAAAUUUGGUAUGCAGAAUUUGAUCCAAAACUAAAUAGCUUUAGCAAAUUGAAUUGUCGAAGAUUCAGAGAAGCAACUCAGUAAUCUGAAGGUCAUGAUUAACAAUAAAGAAGAGAAGAGCUGAAUACAAAACGAACUACAAAGUUGCCCUGACAAAUUGUAUUUUCAUUGAAUAAAUAAAUAUUUUAUCAAACUAAUGUCUCUCUGAACAUAUGGGACUGAAGUCUCAGCUUGACUUCAGUUGAGCUAUGCUGCCUGAUACCAACUGAAGAUCUAGAAUGGUUUUCAACAUUUAUAGAGAACAAUGGGUCAUUAAGUGAAUACUUACAUAAACUAUGUACUUGAAAAACGGUAUGGAGAAAUGAAGAAAUGUAGAAAUUGAGGUUCUUCAUGAGAAAAAGAGACCCCUUAAUUACUCAUAUGUUGCUGAUAUUUUUAUGUUCUUUCAGAUUUUGCUAACUUAAAGCUGUUAGAUGGACUUGUUUCUAUCUUUUAAAGUAAAAAUGUUAAAGAAUGUUGAAAAUGCAGAUACUGUGCAUUCCUAAUAACUAUUACGUAGAAUACUGGUUGCUAUUUAUGCUUGUUACCAAAAUUUUAUUUUAAUAAAAUCCCUUUAUGGGAA